GACAUUUUUAAUAAAAAAUGUAUAAUUUUAAUGCAAUGUGUUGCUGUUCACAUAGAUGCUGUCAAAACUGUUGCCGCCAUCAAUUGGUAACAGAUGCGAGCAAUGGCUGUGUAUGCCAAAAUUGUCACCGCGAUAUGAGUCAGGACUCCAUCAAAGUUAUACAUAACAUUACGACCCUGCAAAAAUAUGAAAAGGAUGAUGCCACGUCAAGUGUCACGUCUCGGAUAGAAUAUUCGGACGUUUGUAGACGAAACGAAUGCCCGCUGAGAUGUCUUACGGUUGCAUCGAAUGGAGAGGAGACUACAUCGUUCAAUGGCUCUGGGCUAUUGACGCCAGUUUGCUCUGUUGACGAAUCAAUUAAAUCUAAAGUCUCUAUGUCAUCUAAAUCGGCCCCAGUGCCUGCUCCGGUUAGCUCUGGUCACGCGUCAGUGUCUAAUAAAUCAUCUACGAAAAGCUCAAAGAUGACAGUACCAAGGGAAUCGAUGAAUGGUUCAACAAGAGGCUCGGUGUCUUCCAAGUCGCCAAAGGAAUAUCAAGGAGACAGCAAAACAGCAGAGACUUCGUCUCGGUUAAUAUCGCCAAUGGGAUCAACCACAGCAUCAAUUAAAUCGAAAGCCUCUGAAAUGUCUAGUCGACCGCAGGAGGUGCCUGAGAGUAGCGCUAUUCGCGCUUCAGGAUCUGCUAAGUCACAUGCGUACAGCUCUAAGAUGAGUUUCUCAAUGAUGGAUGGUGCACCUGAAAAAAGAAUCUCUGUGUCAUCCAAGUCUCAAGGGGAAUAUCGAAGAAGUAGCCAAACGGAGGCCGUUUCGAGGGAAGGCGACAAAUUUUUAACGCCAACUAGAUCCAUUGCAGGGUCAACUAAAAGUAGAGCCUCUGCGUCAUCUAAAUUGCGCGGCGAGCUGGCUCAGGAUUGCUCUGGUAAAACCUCAGCAUCGUGCAAAUUAAGUCGAACAUUUAGCAGAACGGAGGAUACUUCGAGAGAUGGCUCUAAAUGUUUAACUAAACCAAGAGUCUCUGCUACGUCCAAUUGUCCGCGAGAGGCAAAUCAGGCUCGCUCUGAACGAAGCUUAAGGUCUACUGCGUCAUCUAAGAAUGGGGCUGAUCAAACAAGCCGCAAGCAGCAAGAUGAUUUCAAAAUGGGGUCUCCAUCACCCACCGUGUUAAGUGCCAGGCUAACAAUGUCUUCUGCGUCAUCUAAGAAUGGGGCAAAACUGCAAAUGGCUGAUCAAACAAACCGCAAGCAACAGGAUGAUCUCAGAUUGGGGUCUCCGGUAAGGCAAAGUCCAUCAUCACCCGCCGAGCUUAGUCCAAGGCUUUCGAGGUCUACUGCGUCAUCUAAGAAUGGAGCAAAACUUCAAAUGGUUGAUCAAAAAAAGCGAGAUGAUCUCAACAUGCGGUCUCCGGCUAGGCUAAGUCCAUCAUCACCCAACGAGCUUAGUCCAAGGCUUGAGCAUAGUCGGAAAUCGAAAUUGAUGAAAGCUGCUGCAACCGUAAAAAAGAAGAUUGGAGCAAUGGCGAAAGCUUUGACAACAGCCCCAAAAUGCCCUCCAUCCUGUGCCAUGGACUAUAAUUAUCUGAAAAAACUAAUUGCACCGCUAGAACAAAAAGAAAAUAAACAAAGGCCAACCAAAGUCACACCAAAAACGGAACCUAUCAAGAGUGAGAAGGUGUUGGAGAAGACCAAACCAAAAAGGAAAUUGAAGAAACUGGGGAAGCAAAAAACUCCAACUCCUGAGGCCCAAUCCCCAGCUGUUCCUGAGCCGCAGCUCGAACCGCAGCUCGAGCCGAAACUCGAGCCGAAGCUCGAGCAAAGCCACAGCAAUGAACUGUGGUUUGACCUCAAUGUGCCCGUACGCGUUAAUAUACCCGGAACAAUAUGUUUUGGAAACAUUUGGGAUCUAUUUUCAAAUGCUUCAAUGAAUACCAUGAAUAAAAGCUUUCCCAUAAUGGAUAACAGAACUGAAGCACUGCCCGAUCCCCAAAACAAUGCCUUGGUUAAGGAAUGCCACAACCUAGCCGUAGCAAGGACACCUCCAUCACUAGCUGAGCCUCCUUGUAAGUUGUGCAUUUCAAUGCGUCCCAUGGGCUGUUGCUCGCCCAUGCUGGCACGUGUGCCCGUUGCGGUGCCGUCUGCUGCAGAGCCCGUGCCACAGUGCCUUGAUUUGAAAACUACACAGAGCCAGGUGGUUCAGGCGCAGUCUCCUGCAGAGCCCGCACAGCCACGGGCUCUCGAAAAGAUUGCCAAAAAAAGAAAAGUGGUCAAACGGAAGACAAUCCCAACACAGCCCAAUAUAUGCAAAAUGUGUGCUCAAAAACAAACCACGCCAAAUAAUUCCUUUUCACAGAGUAGCUGUGGUCAUCACAUUAGUCAAUAUUCGAUGUGUAGCAAUAACUUGUCUGGAAACAGAGCUCCACCUAACUCGGGUUUAACACUGGCAUCCGGCAGAACAGGCUGCAAUAUCGAUGUAUUGCCAUCCAGUAGGGAGAAUAACAUAAAAGAUGCAUUUAACAGACGGAAAUUAUCUCGAAAACGUUCGCAAUUUAAAAACACAGCCAGUACCCAUUUAUCGCCGUGCAGCAAAUAUACAAUACGGUAUAGAACUCCACCCGAAUCGGACAUGUCGCUGCAGCGCCAGAUUACCAAACCGACAACAUCUAAGACGCUCUCUUGGAAUACCAAUGCACACAGAUCAGUCGAACACGAUACCUUCUACUUUGAUGAUGCGCCCAUCAGUGAAAGUUAUUUGGAAAGCAGCCGAUUCCCUAGUUUCAGCAAUGUGUCGCAGAUAUCAUCACAAUUGCUGGAACAUAAACAAAAUACCUACAAUUAUAGGGACUUUCAAGAUCUGAAGGCGGAAAGCAAGGCAAAUGCACUUGCAAAUAUGAGAAGCAAAUGUGUGGGCAGUGCCAUGGCCCAUGGUUUACCGCCAUUUAGGAACUUUCUACCUUCUGUUCAGGGUUGUUGCAACAACAGCCUGGAAACUAUGGACACCAACGAGCAGCGUAUGCAGAAUUCGAUGUAUGAUUAUUCAACUUUCGAUGGUAUGGAUUUGGAAUCGGCACAGAGCAAAUUUGUGUGUGACUGCAAAUCUUGUCGCAGAGCUUACCAAGAUUCGAUCUCAGAUCAGACUAUUGCCGCUUCACUAUAUAGCCAGCCUCCGAAAACCUAUUCGGAUAAGUCAACCUAUGUUCGAUCGUAUAUGCAGGAAGAUGUGGCUCCAAGCUGUGUGCAUCAAAAACGCAGCAAUUUCAAUCGUCCACUAGCUGAGCUUAAAAGUAUCAAUUCCUCGUCAAUGCAGUGCGAAAAACUAUCGAAAGAUACGGAGUCUCAAAGCUUAUACAUGGAGACACAUGUUCUUCAAGAUCUGUUGGCUUCCAUACAAGUGCCAGCUUUAGAUGAUAAACAGAGCCAAGCUCCAAUGCCGCAAAAUGUUUGUAAUAUAAAUCAAUGUGACUCCAAUAUGCAAAACGACAGAGUCGAUGCAAAAAAAUCCAAUGCAACCGAUGAAAUUAGCAUAAAAUGUUCAAAGACUGAUAGAGAAAUAUGUCCUCAACCUUUAACACACGAAAAGUCCAAGAAUUCCAUGCAGCCCUAUGCGUCGGCUAACAAAUUAUCCGAAGAGUCGAGGCAGCCAUUAGCUGAGUUGGCCCACAGUAAUAUAACGAACUAUAGGUCCAGGCUAUCAAUUACGCAAAGCAUUUUGGAACUUAUUAUGGAGGCAAAGAAAAGUCGUUCCAGUGCUACGAAUGUAUCGAAGACAAUUCCACCCGUUAUUGCCUCGGACAUGAGCACAUACUCCGUUCAAAUAAGGAAGUGCUCAUUGCCCCAAAUACAAGAGCUAGCCAGUGAGAAGAGCUUGAAUAGAUCAAUAAAUAAUGCUCAAGAUUCCACAUGCGAUCAAGUAGAAGUAAGCCAAUGCACUAAAUCAACUUGCGCAAAAUAUCUGAGCAAGAAAGAAUCAAAUACGGACUCACCGAAAAGGACGUACGCUUGCGGACCUAUAAGUGACAAGUUGCGUCGAAAGAAUCUCAAAUUGUGUCUCUUGAAGCAGGGCGACAAUAAAUUUCUGCCAACCUUGGAGGAAUAUAAGGUGACGGCAUAUACACGCGUUUCCAAGAAAUAUUCCUUUCAAAAGGGAGGCAGAGAUUACGGCGAAUACGAUUGCAAUGGGAAUUUGAAGCUGCAGCCUCUAAAUGAAGCAAAUAUUGCCAAUAUAAUGGAAGAACUGAAGAAAUAUUGUCAUCGUGUGCCCAUUAACAGUAGGGGCAAGCCCAAGUUGCCGGUUGUCCUGGUGCCUUUUCGGCAGAAGGGCAGUCGCUUUGGAACAAUGAUCACCAUAUGCCAACCAGAUGAAUGGCGAGAGCUCGAAGUCUCCUGGCCAGUUAUUCCGGGCAAGCGAUUGGUCUGCAACAGAUCGGUAUGCAGCUGUUGUCGACAACGCACAGGGCUUUCCAAGCCAGCUGAGGCGUCAGUUGAUUUUCCUAAGCGCUCAAAAAAGAAGAAUUUAGUCGCGGGAGCAAAGUUCCAUCGCCAAAGAGCCGAGCCCAAAGCAUUCCCAAGAGAGUUUUCAAACCGUUCUCAAUCACCGAAAACUGAACCGCAUAGAGAACGAAAUAAGAAAUCUACAAGGUCAAGUCGCGUUACACAUCCCAAAAUAGAAGUGCGAGACACUCAUGUUCCUGAGAAGUCCCACAAGUCAACUGGUACUACAACCCGUUCGUCGUCUCAUAAGAGAGGCUCCUCUCGCACUAAUGAGAGACAAGCUAAUAGAUCCCAGAACAAACAUCGUGAAUAUAACGAAUCUACUAAAAGAGGAGAUUCCCGCCCAGUUGCAAAACAAGCCUGCCGAUCACAGAAUAAUCGCAGGGAACAUGUAGUAAAGUGUAUUUGUUGUAGGUGUCAUUCUAAGACAAGAGAUGUUUUGAAAUGUUAUAGGACCGCCAUUAGAGGACAUCCUCCCACUGACAGAAAAGUUCAUAGAUCACAGAAUAAUCGAGCACAAUCUGAAAAAAAGGUUGCCUCCCAUCCCCCCAAAGGCGAUAUCAAAGCAUUCCCAGAAGCAAGAAGUACUUCCAACCGCACAGACGAAGGCCAAGCACAAAAUAAGAAAGUAGAACCUGAUGUUUCGGUAGAGCUGAAAGAUGCCCAACAGACAAGAAGUCACUCGAAUCGUUCUAAAGCUUCUGAAAGAGGUUCUCGCACAGACGAAGGCCAAGCACAAAAUAAUGAAGAGGAACCUAACGUGUCGGCAGAGCUGAAAACUGCCCAACGGACAAGAAGUAAUUCCAAUCGCUCUAAAGCUUCCGAAAGAGGCUCUCGCACAGAGGAAGACCAAGCACACAGUAGGGAGGUGGAACCUGAAGCUUCGUCAGAGCUGAAAGCUGCCCGACAGGCAGGAAGUAACUCGAAUAGUUCUGAAGCUUCUGAAAGAGAUAAUUAUCGCACAGACGAAGACAAAGCACAGAACAGGGUGGUGGAACCUGAAGUUUUGGUAGAGCUGAAAUCGGCUCGAAACAUUUAUAACCGUUUUGAAGCUUCCGAAAGUGAUUAUUUUCGCAAAGAUGAGGGCCAUGCACAAACUAGUGAUGUGGAAUCUGAAGUCUUAGUACAAAUGCAGCCUGCCCGAAAGACAAGCAGUAUUAAUAUUUUCAAUCGCUAUAUAACUCCAAUAAUGGGCAAUUCGCGCACUAAUGAAAGCCAAUCAAGUAGAUCACAGAAAUAUCGUCCGGUAGCAGUAAAUUACAUUCAUCCUGAAGAUAGUUCCGAAGCGCCGCCAAUGCUAGAAUUUAAUCCAAACAGUUCCAGCAAUGAUGCAAGGCUAUCAUAUCGAUUACGUCCCGCAGUCGAGUCCUCGGAAAUGGAAAGCUCCAUCAGUUCGAAUGCAUGCAAUUGCACAAGAAAAAAGUGCCCAUCGAAGUGUCUCAUGUACACAGAAUACAACAAUAGGAAUGUGCCCGAGGUAGAGCAUAAAGAAGUCAUCGUACUUAUGGACGUGCGCCCAUUGCGCAGCUCCAGCUUAAGCGCAGCGCGGAAUGAAACUGUGACUCCAUACAGGCAUAGAGAGGUUGUUCCUGAAAAUAGGGGUCAAAUGUUAUAUGAUUUGAGCCGAAGCUAUGACGGGCAACCUUCGGCAAAGUCAACGUCCUUCAAUUAUUCAAAUCGGUCGGUCGAGCAGCAGCAACAGCAGCAAUUCCUAUGGGAUCGACAGCAACUAUAUCCCAACGAAUUGGGACAAUAUCCACCGCAACAGAUUCAGCCACUGCCGAACCAACAGAGCUUUAAUCAAGCCAAUGGCCGUGCAAUAUUCCUGCAGGACUUGCACUCAACACAACAAUACGAAGAACUACAGCAGCAGCAGCAGAUGGACAUACAUUUGCAGCCACAGUUGCAGCAACAGUUGCAACAUCAGCUGCAGCAACAGUUGCAACAUCAGCUGCAGCAACAGCCAUAUCAGGACUUUGUGCAGGCAGAUGUUGAGCCCCAAUAUGUCAAUAACUGGCCAAGGGGACCAGUUAAUGUUGGGCCUCAGUAUUUGAAUAAUUUAGACAUAAAUGCAGCAAUAAUGAUGAUGCCACAACAAAACAGCCGGGCACCAUCGCAAUUUUACCCCGGUAGCAGCCGCUAUCAAUAUCGGAGAAAAGCCCGAGCUUUGCCAAAUGAUGUCGUCUAUCAGCGAAUUCUGGCCAAGUAUGGCAUACUGCGUAUGCCAGGCGAUUGCAUCAGUUCCAAUGUGCAAGGCUGCGUUUUAGACUGUCUGUGCACCAGACAACAAGAGGGGCAACAACAGCAGCAGCAGCCACAGCACCUGAUCGGGCCCGAUCAUCAGUUGAGGAGAGUUCUGUAAUAAAUCU
Messenger RNA from Drosophila novamexicana, 6852 nucleotides. RefSeq lists its product as uncharacterized. The record is from RefSeq and is a predicted model, not a curated record. The transcript is spliced from 4 exons. NCBI's taxonomy places the organism in Eukaryota, Metazoa, Arthropoda, Insecta, Diptera, Drosophilidae. The coding region runs from base 18 to 6845 and encodes 2275 amino acids.